GUAAUGGAUUCCAACUUUCUUAAAAACGCAUACUUAAAUAAUCAAAAAAUAAUGCAACAACAAAUAACAAGUAAUCAACAAAUAAAUGACCAAAAUCGCCAAAUUCUAAAUAACAUUAUUGGUGGAAAUGAAGGAAACGUUUUUGGGGGUGGCGGUAAUGCUUUUGUUGGACAAGCAGGGCCCAAUUUUUUUGGUGCAAACCAAGGGAAUGCUUUUGAUGAACAAGCAGGGCCCAAUUUUUUUGGUGCAAAUCAAGGAAACGUUUUUGGAGGAGUUGGUGUGAAUGAUCUUGGUGGACAAGCGGGGCCCAAUCUUGUUGGUGCAAACGGAGGAAACGGUUAUGUUGGAGAAGGAGGAGGCAAUGUUUUUGGUGGACAAGAAGGGAAUGUUUUUGUUGGACAAGAAGGGCCCAAUAUUUUUGCUGCAAAUGAAGGAAACGUUUUUGGAGUUGGAGGUAAUGCUUUUGGUGGACAAGGAGGGCCCAAUCUUGUUGGUGCAAAUCAAGGAAACGUUUAUGGAGUUGGAGGUAAUGCUUUUGGUGGACAAGGAGGAGGAGGAGCCAAUCUUUUUGGUGGAAAUCAAGGAAACGUUUUUGUUGGAGUUCGUGGGAAUAAUUUUAGUGGUGGAGGAAAAGACAUUUUUGGUGGUCAAGGAGGGAAUAAUGGAAUUGAGAAUCAAGAGAAUAAUGGAGGAACUUUGGGUGAUGGUUAUUUGGAUGAUGGUUACUUUGCCAAUGGUUUCAUUUGAAUGGUUACCUUUUGGUGAAGAAUAUCUUUUGUUGAUUUGAUGAUGAAUGGUUAAUUGA
Messenger RNA from Meloidogyne enterolobii, 805 nucleotides. The record is from the annotation of a GenBank genome assembly. NCBI's taxonomy places the organism in Eukaryota, Metazoa, Nematoda, Chromadorea, Rhabditida, Meloidogynidae.